CCAGUCCAAGUAGCUGUUCUGUACGUAUAACAAGCAGCACCUUAACAUAUUCCAGAUCUAUAGACGCCCAAGUUUGCUGUUGGUUUUCUGUAUCCAAGAUUUUAAGUCCAUCAUUGGCAUUCCAUUUCUAUCCGGCGUUUCGAUAGCUGUCCUUGAAAGCUCGCUUCAGUUCUUCUGUUCUUGGGUAUAUCUUCUCAGAGGCCACCUUCGUCGGCGAGGUCAUGGGCUUGCCUUGCUUGUCUCAGUGUGGAGCAGGAAUGGGAUCUAACCUUGGAAACAACAUUGUACUGUUCUUAUGGAAACAUUUGAAGUCCCGAGCAGGCUAUCUUCUACGUUACAAGAAGAAAGUCAAGAAACUCGAAGAAGAUUUUGAGCAUUUAAAGAAUGUAAGAAAUGACAUAAAACGAUCUGUCGAGACAGCUAAUAGAAGAGGCGAAGAGGUCAAUGAUGUAGUAACUGCAUGGAUGAAUAAAGUGGAUAAACUGGAGACAGAAAUUGUUAAUAUGGGGAAAGAGGUUGGACAGAACAAGAGAUGUCUUAAAGGGUGCUUCCCCAACUGUUCCUGGCGCUAUCAACUUGGCAAGGAGGCUACAAAGAAAAAAGCUGAUGUUGAGGUGCGCCUUGGAGAGGUGCGCUCUGGAGAAGUAAAUUGUGAGAGUGUAUCUCAGCUUCCUCCUCCGCCAACCUGUGAGGCCAUGCCUGUGGGUGAUUUUAUGGCCUUCAGCUCCACUAGAAUCACCAUGGAUAAGGUUAUGAAUGCAUUAGAAGAUGAGAAUACGCACUUGAUUGGAAUAUACGGUAUGGGUGGUGUCGGCAAGACAACCCUGAUGGAAGAGAUUGGCAGAAGAUUGAAAAAAGAUAAGAGGUUUGAUGCUGUCAUCAAAGUGGUUGUAUCACAGAAUCCAAACAUUGAGCAGAUCAGACGUGAGAUUGCUGAGCUGUUGGGCAUGAGUCUCUGGGGGAGUGGUGAAUCUGCUGCUAGGGCACUGGCUACUAGGUUGCGUAAGGAGAAGAAAAUUGUGAUAAUGCUGGAUGACAUAUGGGCUAGGUUAGAGUUAAAAGGCAUUGGAAUUCCUUUCGGAGAUGAUCACAUGGGUUGCAAAAUUUUACUAACUUCUCGUAAAUCUGAAGUAUGUGAUUUGAUGGAAACUGAUGUUUCGGUCCUAGUAGAUGUAUUGUCAGAACCAGAUUCAUGGGACCUUUUCAAAAGUAAGGCUGGAAAGGUUGUUGAAACCUCUGAUGUAGAACCCGUCGCAAGAAAUGUUGCAAAAGAGUGUGGUGGUUUGCCGCUGGCAAUUGUUGUAGUUGGAAGGGCAUUGCGAGGAUAUAAUGAAAGAGGUGCCUGGGUUGAUGCACUGCUCCAGCUCAAACAAUCCACUCCUACAAACCUAGAAGGUGUGGAGGAACAGUUGUUCAAGUCACUAGAACUGAGCUACAAACAGUUGAAAACAGAUGAGAUGAAAGUGUUGUUUUUGUACUGCUGCUUGUUUCGUGAAGACUAUGACAUAAGUGAGGAUGAACUUACACGAUAUGCAGUGGGUGAGGGUCUAUUGAAAGGUUUGUACUCUUUGGAGAAUGUACGAAGUAGAGUGCACUUCUUGGCUGAGAAACUGAAGGCUUCUUGUUUGCUAUUAACCAGUGAUAAAAUUGGAUGUGUUAAGCUGCAUGAUGUGGUCCGAGAUGUGGCUGUAUACAUCGCAUCCAAAGACAACAAUCAUUUCUUUGUAAAAGCUGGCCUAGGAGUGAGAGAUUGGCCGGAGGGUGAAAACUUGGAAGCAUGUAAGAGAAUUUCACUGAUGAAUAAUGACCUAUGGGCACUACCUGAUCAGCCAAAUUGCCCCAAGGUAGUGACCAUAUUAUUGAAUAUAAAUCCUAUCACAAGUGGUAUGCCGGACAAUUUCUUUCAACGAAUGGCAGCACUUUCUGUUUUAGACUUGAGUGACACUGACAUUGAAUCAUUACCUUUGUCACUUGCACACUUGACAAACCUAGUGACGCUUCGUCUGGACAGAUGCAAAAAAUUACAAGAUAUUGCUAUGAUUGGGAAAUUAAAGAAACUGGAAAUACUUGGCUUGCAGAAAUGCCGAAUUAGUGUGUUGCCAGAAGAAACAGGAACCUUGGUUAAUCUGAAGCUCCUGGAUAUAUCAAACUGCAGUUCUCUUAGGAUACCAUCUAAUUUGAUACCUAAGCUAAUUCGGUUGGAAGAACUGUACAUGAUAGGCUGCAAUGUGAACAAAGAUCUCCUUGCUGAGAUUGCUUUCUUGAAACGCUUGGUCAGAUUACAUGUGUAUGUAAGGGAUGCCAAAAACUUUUCUCAAGAUUUUCUCCCUGUCAAUGCUUGGGAGAAUUUAAGCCACUUCAUUAUUUAUAAUGAAUUGGAUUGGUUUUCGUUGGCAUCUGUGUACCAAAGAAAUUUUUUUCUCAAGGGAGUAAGCAACUCAUUGAAUUGGGCUAAGGUAUUUUUGGGUAAAACAGAGGAACUCAUGUUAGAUGACUGCCAGUGGGAUAUUGUGAAUUUGGUGAAAUUAGAUGGACAAAAUGGUUUUGCAGGCCUGAAGAAACUACGCAUUACAAGAUGCCAUCACAUAGAGUGUCUUCUUGAUACAACACAAGUGGCUCCUUCAAAUGCAUAUUGUGACCUAGAGAUUAUUAACCUUUGGAAUUUAGAAAAUUUGAAUAGCAUCUGCCAGGGACCACUUCCAGCUCUAUCAUUUGGAAAAGUUAGAAUCUUGGAUAUAAUGCGCUGCAAGAACUUAAAUAAUAUAAUGCCGUUUGACUUGCUGCAAAGAGUGCAUUGCAGUCUAGAAGUGCUUGCCAUUAAAGAAUGUGGUGAACCACAAGUGGCAUUCAAUUUUGAGGGACUUCAGCAAGGGAGUAUUAUGCUGCCAAAUUUGAGUAAUUUGACACUGCAGCGUUUACCAAAUCUGACCAGCAUCUGGACUGGACUCAUUCCUCAUGGAAGCUUGCAGAAGCUGAACACUCUGGAAGUGUCCAGUUGUAACAAACUUGCAUAUCUGUUCUCAUGUCAGUUGGAUACUGGACACCAGAGACUGCUACCACCUGGGACCUUCACAAAUUUAAAAGAGCUUAAAAUAUCAAGGUGUAGGGCCAUGAGCUAUCUCUUCUUGCCAAGCAUAGUGCAUGAGCUCCAGAGAUUGGAAAGGUUGGAGCUCAAAGAUAAUGAAGCGAUGGAGAAGAUAGUUGCAGAGGAGAAUGGUGUUGAGCUGGAGAAAGGAGCAUUCCCCCUACUGAAGGAUCUGUUACUAAUAAACUUGUCCAAGUUGAGUAGCAUCUACUGUGGGGAGCCAGCAGCAAUAUUUCUUGAUUGGCCUUCACUGAAAUACAUCAAGCUGGGGGGAUGUUCAAGUUUGAAGAGUCUCCUGAUUGGUCCAGAAAGUGCACCAAAGCUAAAGAAGGUGCAUGUAGCAGGACAUGAUGAUGUUGAAUGGUUCCAAAAUUUGGAGUGGGACGAUCCAAGCAUCCCUUCCCGCUUUUUUAUCUGGUGCAAGCUUGGGGAGAUGAUGGAUUGGAAUGACGUCUUCGAGCCCAUGAAACAUAGUUCGUCUACUGCUUUCUAUCAGUUUAUCCCAUGUUCCUUUAUCUUCUGGCAACUGUUUUCUAGUUUUGAGCAGCUGCAGCCAGCCCUCGUAACAUCUCUUCUCUCUUCUGUAAAAGGGACCAUGGAAGUUUUGUCUUCAAUGAUAACUGAGAUCGGGAAAUGUUUAUGGCCACCUCUUAAGACUCGGGUGGCCUACCUUGCAUGUUACGGCAAGAAAGUGGAGGAACUCAGGGAACAUCUGGACAAACUGCAGCCGUUAAGGAACGACAUAGUAAGACAAUUAGAUGAAGCACGUAGAAAAGAUGAAGUGAUCAAAGAUGUAGUGAAUGCGUGGCUAACAAGAGUAACUGAAUGGGAGAGCAACACAAGUCGAAUAGAAGACAAAUUUAAACAGAAUAAGAGAUGCUGUAAAGGUUGCUGCCCUGAUUGGUCUUGGCGCUAUAGGCUAGGCAAGGAGGCUGCAGAGAACACAGUUAAAGCUGAGAAUCUCCUACAACAAGGAAAAAGUUUUGGCAGUGUGUCUCAGCCUCCACCACAACCAAUUUUUGAAUCCAUGCCAGCAGGAGAUUUCAUGGCCUUCACCUCGACUAGAGAAGCCAUGAAAAAGGUAUUUGACGCACUGGAAGAUGAAAAGAAGCACUUGAUUGGGAUUUAUGGUAUGGGUGGUGUUGGCAAGACAACUUUAAUGGAGGAAAUAGGCAGGAGAGCUAGAAGAGAGAACAUGUUUGAUACUGUUGUAAAGGUGGUUGUAUCACAAACACCAGAUCCAGUGCAGAUUCAACGCGAUAUAGCAGAGAGCUUGGGCAUGACACUUCGGGGCCAUGGUGACUCAGCAGCUGCAGCACUUGCUUCCAGGUUAAAGAAGGAGAAGAAGAUUCUAAUAAUGCUUGAUGAUGUCUGGGCUAGAUUAGAGUUGAAAAAAGUUGUUGGGAUCCCAUUUGGAGAAGACCACAGUGGUUGCAAAAUUUUAAUCACCACCCGGAAAGCUCAAGUAUGCGGAACGAUGGAGUGCGACACUGCAGUCCUUGUUGAUGUCUUAUCGGAUGAGGAUUCAUGGGUUCUAUUCAAAAGCAAAGCUGGGGAAGUCAUCGAGAAUCCUGAUUUGAAACCUUUGUCGAGUAAGGUAGUUAAGGAAUGUGCACGCUUGCCAUUGGCAAUUGUUGUGGUUGGAAGGGCACUACGAGGGCGUGACAAGAAAGGCAUGUGGGAAGGUGCCUUGCUGCAACUGAAGCGAUCUAUUCCUAAGAACCUUGAAGGUGUAGAGGACCAAUUGUUUAAGUGCCUAGAACUGAGUUAUAAUUAUAUGAAAGAUGAGGAGACAAAAUUAUUGUUUUUGUUCUGUUGCUUAUUUCGUGAAGACUACAACAUAACCGAGGACGAGCUAGCAAGGUAUGCUGUCGGUGAGGGAUUCUUGAAGGAUGUCUCUGAAUUAAAGGAUGCCCGAGCAAAAGUGCACUUAUUGGUGGAGGAUCUUAUAGCUUCUUGUUUGUUAUUAAACACUGACAAAGAGCGGGUUGUAAAGAUGCACGAUGUUGUUCGAGAUGUAGCUGUAUAUAUUGCAUCGAAAGGUGAGAACCGUUUCUUCGUGAAAGCUGGGCUAGGAAUGAAAGAUUGGCCAGAGGAAGAAAAUUUGGGAGAAUGUCGGAGAAUAUCACUGAUGAAUAAUGACAUAAGCAUACUUCCAGAUCGGCCAAACUGCCCCAAGGUACAUACACUGUUACUGAAUGUCAAUCCAUCAUUACAUAGCAUGCCGAGUGACUUCUUUAAGGGGAUGGUAUCACUUACUGUUUUAGAUUUGAGUGACUCCAAUAUUGAGUCAUUACCUUCAUCACUUUCAUGCUUGACAAAGUUGGGGACACUUCGCUUGGAUAGAUGCGAAAAAUUACGUGACAUCUCUCGGAUUGGACACUUGCAUAAACUUAAGUUACUUGGCUUGCAGAAAUGUCCAAUUAAUGUGUUGCCAGAAGAGAUAAGUACUUUGGUCGAUUUGAGGCUCUUUGAUUUGUCAUACUGCACCUCUCUUAGAAUACCACCUAAUAUGAUACGUAAGCUAUGUCGGUUGGAAGAACUGUACUUGAAAAGCUGCAUGAUAAACAAAGCUUUGCUAGUUGAAAUUGCUUCUUUAGAGAGGCUGGUCUGUUUACAGGUUUAUGUGAGGGAUGUCAAAUAUUUUUCCCAGGAGGUGAUUCCUCCUGGUGGUUUGAAAAACUUGAACCAGUUCAUCAUUUAUACUGAAGUAGAUUGGUUUGUUUUGGCUAAUGUAUAUCAGAGGAAUUUUUAUCUCAAGGGAGUAAAUAACAUUGCAAAUUGGGCUAAGGAAUUGCUGAGGAAAGCAGAGGACCUUAUCUUUGAGGGAUGCAAGUGGGAAUUCACGAGUCUGGCACUGCUAGAUAAAAGCAAUGGUUUCAUAAGUCUGAAGAAACUCCGUCUUACAAGAUGUCAUCACUUGGAAUGUCUCCUUGACACAGAAGAAGAGGCUUCACUAGUUGCCUUUGUUAACUUAGAAGUUUUAAACCUUUGGAACUUGGAUAACUUGAAUAGAAUCUGCAAAGGACCGCUUCCAGCUCUUUCAUUUGGAAAAUUGAAAAUGCUAGAUAUAAUGCGGUGCAACAAAUUGGUUGAUAUAAUGCCAAGCUACUUUCUGCGAAGAGUGCAUAGCUGCUUACAUGUAGUUGCUGUGAAAGAAUGUGAGAAUCCACAUGUAUUGUUCAACUUCGAAGGACUUCAGAAUGAAAGUGUACUUCUGCCAAAUCUGAGAACACUGACACUACAUCGAUUGCGAAAUCUAAAAAGCAUAUGGAGUGGAGCUGUACUGCCUGGCAGUCUGCAGAACCUGAAUUCUGUAGAAGUCAUUGGUUGUGAUAAUCUUGCAUCUAUUUUCUCACAACGGUUGGGUUUAAGUCACUCAAAAUUUCUACCCCCGCAAGCCUUUAGAAACUUGAGGGAGAUAAAAAUAUGGAGCUGCAGGAGCUUGAGGUAUCUCUUCUCAGCAAGCUUAGCCAAUGAACUCCAAAGUUUAGAAAGACUGGAGCUGAAAAAUAAUGAUAACAUGGAGGCAAUAAUUGCAGAGGAGGAUGGUGUUAUACUAAAAAAGGAUGCAUUUCCCUUGCUCAAGGACCUAUUGCUCAUAAACUUGUUGAUGGUGAAAAGCUUUUACCAAGGGGAGCCAGCAGAGAUAUUUAUUGAUUUUCCUUCACUAAAAUACGUCAAGUUGGGGAGCUGUCCAAAUCUAAGAAGGCUCCCAUUUGGCCAGGAAAGUGCACCACGGCUGAGGAGAGUUCAUGUUGCAGGAGAUGAAGAUGUGAAAUGGUUCCAGAGCUUGGAAUGGAAAGAUGCAAGCAUCCCUUUACGCUUUGAUAUCCAGUUGCCUCCACCUGUUGUAGGACUCCCAUAAGAUAGCUAUAAUAGACCAUCUGAAUGGCAGCAUGUGAAUUUUUCCUUUGCUAGCAAUUUAUUAUGAUUUAGAAUUCAACCAUGCACAUUAAAAUAGGUAAGCAGGUGAUGAUGUGCCCUAAGUUUGAUUCAAGUUUGGUAAUUGAAACUAGGACAUCAAUACUUUUUCAUUUGCAGGUGUACCCAUUAUUGCUAUUCAGUUUCUUAAGAUUUACCUUAGAAAUUGAAUUUAAAAAUGGUCACAUCUCUGAAACUCAAAUCAAGAUUUAAGACUCAAAUAAUUGAUGCUUUUAAUUCAGAUUCCAGCCUAUUACAAACUUACAUCCUGUUACUUCCUGUAAGCUUUUCAAUUUUCACCAAGCAGCGUGAUAUUCCUAAGGGCAGCUAAGCUCUGCGCUGUACUUGUGAAGGCUAAGCCUGUGAUAGUCUACAGUCUGGCUUUAGCAACAUAGCUUUUUCAAAUUAUGUAUUUAUGUGGAGUAAUUAUUAAUUCUGGACUCUCAAUCCACCAAUUGAAAGCCAACUUAUUUUGGAGUACUUUUUCUGAUAGAACAAACAGUUGUAGCUGAAUGCAGGAAAAGACUAGAUUUUGGUCAUGUCUACUCUGUUUUUCUAAAUGCUCCUUAAUAAUGGCUGGGAGGAGCUUCCUUCUCUUUUCCUUCGUCUUUCAAUGUUGCUGACAAAAUUACUAUGUCAACA
Molecule: messenger RNA, 7651 nt
Organism: Phoenix dactylifera (date palm)
Lineage: Eukaryota; Viridiplantae; Streptophyta; Magnoliopsida; Arecales; Arecaceae
Source: RefSeq, a predicted model, not a curated record